This is a messenger RNA of Linum tenue, 201 nucleotides long. The record is from the annotation of a GenBank genome assembly. NCBI's taxonomy places the organism in Eukaryota, Viridiplantae, Streptophyta, Magnoliopsida, Malpighiales, Linaceae.
AUGAGUGGAGAAACAGGGAUAUCCGCAUUUCCAGAGGAAGACAACAUCUUCUGCUGGAAAGGAACGAUCAUUGGGAGCAAAGAUACAGUCUUUGAAGGAACUGAGUACAAGCUUUCUUUAGCUUUCCCCAACAACUACCCGUUCAAGCCACCAAAGGUGAAGUUCGAUCUGAUGUGUGUGUUUCUGUUCAUUUUGUGUUGA